UGUAUACGGGAGGAAAGCGACAUCCGCUUCCGGAAGUGGACCAGCAGCGUGCCGACUCGAAGUGAAACAGUUUUUGGAUUAUUAGAGAAAAAAAAAGAUGUUUAAAAAGUUCUCCGACAAGGAAAUGGUGUCCAGCGUGAACAAUGCCAAAUCGUCCGUGCAGAGGACGAUCCGGCAGAGUGUCCAGGAACAAUAUCCUUACAUUGAAUCUGUGCUCAACCAAAUUCUUCCCAAAAAAGAUGCCCUGAAAGUUGUCAAGUGUCACGAACAUAUUGAGUUGUUGGCAGCACAAAACGGUGAAAUCCUCUUCUUCAAACAGCGCGAAGGACCCUACAUUCCGACGCUGAAGCUCAUCCACAAAUACCCGUUUAUUCUACCCCCCAUGCAGGUGGACAAGGGUGCCAUUCGCUUCGUGCUGAGCGGUGCCAACAUCAUGUGUCCUGGGUUAACCUCGCCGGGUGCCAAGAUGACCAAAGUUGGUAACAGUUCGAUCGUGGUGGUUAUGGCCGAGGGCAAGCAGAAUGCCCUGGCCAUCGGACUCACUAAAAUGUCGACCGAGGAGAUUCUUCAGAAAAACAAAGGUAUUGGUCUUGAGAAUUUACAUUAUCUAAAUGAUGGAUUAUGGAAUAUGAAACCGGUUAAAUAAGACGAGAUGCAUCAGAGACAGAUUUUGAAAACUUUCCUCCCUUUUUUUUUUUGUAAUGCCACGGAGACCUUUAUUCCAAAGUUGGAUCUCUUGGUAAUUUCCUUCCUCUCCCCCCCUCCAAUUGCCUUAGUCGCUAACAGAAUGUCUGUCUAUUCUGGAUUUCUCUAUUUUAAUUUGAAUUUACUUUGGAUAGUCUCCAAAUUUAGACAACUACAUGCAGCCUAAAAUGUUCCCUCUUUAACAAACCACCCAGUCACGUCUAGACAGAGAUUUUUAAUGGGAAUCUUUGUCUAACCUUGACAGUCCACAAGAAUUGUUCGUCAAAUCUCUAUAUUUUAUAAAUGAUUCAUGUGUAUUCUUGUUGACUUUUUUUGAAUUUAGUUGUCUAGAGUUUGGAUUCUGUUUGUAUUUCUGAAAUUUCUGCUGGAAUGGUCCUGAAAACAAAAAAAAUGUUCUCCACUCCUACCCACCUUUAUAUUUGUUUUUAACAGAAAUUACAGCUGUUUUUGGCAGUUUAAACUUGUUCAUUGUUCUAAUUUGCCACUCACCACGAAAAAUUAAACUUUUGUGUGUGUGUGUGUGUGGAUAUAUAUAUAUAUAUAUAUAUAUAUAUAUAUAUAUGUGCACGCAAGUGUGUGACAGUAAGAAGCUAUAAUUUUUCAGUUAGUAAAAAAAUUUAGAGGUUCUUCAUAAUAAUAUUUUUGCUGACAAAAGUACCAUUUAGGAAACUGGCCACCCUACCACCAAAAAAAGAAAAAAAGAACACCUAUAAAAACCAAAAUGGUCAUUAAUGACUCUUGUUUAAUUAUUACUUGGUUGAAGUAAAAAAAAAAGAAAAAAAAACUUAGUAAUUUCAAAAGAUUUGAAAAAAAAUACUGUCGUAUGUUUUUAUUGUCAAAAAAGUUUUGAAAUUUUGUGGUGGGUGUCGAAUUUCGGUAGCUAUAUUGAUUGUGUAAAUCGAAUACUCCAGGAUCCAGAACGUUACUCUCUUUCGAUGUAGUUUCGGAACAGCUGACCCUCGAAGUCCCAUAAUCUCGGCAGGGAAUGAGAAGAGUACAGAAACGUGUGUGGGAGGGGUGGAAUUUAUAAUUUAAGAAAAAAAAGGAAAAAAAAAAAAAGAAAAUUUUGAGAGGAAUUUUUUUUUUUUUUUACAGAAUCGUAAUUUCUGCUUUACGAAACAGGAAUACGGGAAAACAAAACAAAAAACACCCCAACCCUUUUUCAUUGCCACCACUUAUAGGGACUUCAAGGUACAGCUAUUCCGAAAUUCUUCCUCUUUUUCCUCUAUCUGUCAAAGGCUUCAUGCCUAAUUAAAAACACUGUAUUAUUAUUAUUAUUAUCAUCAAGCUCUAUUCCUUGCCCACACACAUUCUGUUUUCUGCUAUGGCAUCUACACUGGCGUUGUGAUGUCUCUACCGCCAAGAUUCUUCAAAGUGGAUCUGAGGUAGAAACUGGUGAAGUGAUACUAUACUGAUGAUAUUAAGCCAAGUUGUCUGUAAUUCUGUGGAUUUCCAGAAAACACCCCACAGUUUAAAGCUGACUGCUUAAUAAAACAGCAUCUUUUGACUGCAAACAAAA
Messenger RNA from Octopus sinensis (East Asian common octopus), 2224 nucleotides. RefSeq names its product malignant T-cell-amplified sequence 1. Gene Ontology annotation, biological process: formation of translation preinitiation complex. The coding region runs from base 98 to 646 and encodes 182 amino acids. The transcript has a single exon. Gene Ontology annotation, molecular function: RNA binding. NCBI's taxonomy places the organism in Eukaryota, Metazoa, Mollusca, Cephalopoda, Octopoda, Octopodidae. The record is from RefSeq and is a predicted model, not a curated record.